AUGAGCUGUGCGCCGUUCCGUGUCAACGCCGGCUUCGCCGCCGGCGUCCUCUUCGCGCUCAUCGUCUGUUUCAUCUUGCAGCAGGAGGCUGCCAUCAGCGGCCUCAGCGUCGCCACUACGGCAGCAGUAGCACAAUGGAUCACGCUUAAACAGCUGAGUAGAGAUCCUGGUGCAAUGCAACUGAUUAAAGCUCCUCGUGAAAGUGAAACACUCGUCGCUUCUGACGUGCAGCGGACCCCGGACAUACAGCUGAUCCAAGGUUCAGAUAAUGGCAAGGUGGUGUGUAACACGGAGGGCCGCUCGCGUGACUGGUCCGAAACCUGCGAAGUCGACGGUGACGUCCGCACCAAUGGCACAGCACUGUCGGUGACCCUCGUCCCAGCGAGCAGAUCGUCGGAGCGUCGGGAGUGGAUGAUCUCACCAUACGCACGCGGUGGCCAGAGCCUGAGGUCGGUCACCGUGACGCAGCUGCAGGACCGAUCCGCCGCCCCGCCAUGCACGGUGACCCACACUAUGCCCGCCGUCCUGUUCGGUAUCGGGGGCUACGUGGGCAACUACUGGCAUGACUACACCGACAUUCUGGUGCCGCUGUUCGUCGUGUCGCGGCGGUACCACGGCGAGGUGACGUUCCUGGUCAGCAACAUCCAGCACCUGCCGCGGUGGCUGGUCAAGUACAAGGCCUUGUUGCAUGGUCUGUCCAAGUACGAGGUCGUGGACAUGGACCGAGACGCGUAUGUGCGGUGCUUCCCGCACGUCACGGUGGGGCUCCACCUCGACAAGGAGCUGACCAUCGUCCCCGAGCUGGUGCCGGGGGGUCCCCUCACCAUGGCCGACUUCACCCGGUUCGUGCGCGAGACCUACGCGCUCCCACGCGGAGCACCGACCCGGGAGCCGGGCAAGAAGCCGCGGCUGCUGCUGAUCCACCGGGGGGACUUCCGUCGGUUCCUGAACGAGGAGGAGAUAUUACAAGCGGCGGAGGCGGCGGGGUUUGAGGCGGCGCUGUCGGAGCCGCGGGUGAACGGGUCCGAGGUGGACCAGGCGCGGCUGGUGAACUCGUUCGACGUGGUGCUGGGCAUGCACGGCGCGGGGCUGACGAACGCGGUGCACCUGCCGCCGGGCGGCGCGCUGAUCCAGGUGGUGCCGUACGGGAAGAUGGAGUACCUCGCGAGGGCGGAGUUCAGCGAGGGCGCGACGGACAUGGGGCUCAAGUACCUUGACUACAGCAUGAGCGCGGAGGAGAGCUCGCUGAUGGAGAAGCUGGGGCCGGAGCACCCGGCGAUCAAGGACCCCGACUCCAUCCACCGCAGCGGCUGGGAGAAUAUGUUUGAGCUCUAUCUUAAGCAGAACGCUCGCAUCAACACCACCCGCUUCGCGCCAACGCUGGUGCAAGCGUUCGACCACCUACGACAGCAGUAG
This is a messenger RNA of Triticum turgidum subsp. durum (durum wheat), 1416 nucleotides long. Lineage: Eukaryota; Viridiplantae; Streptophyta; Magnoliopsida; Poales; Poaceae. The record is from the annotation of a GenBank genome assembly.